This is a messenger RNA of Cokeromyces recurvatus, 1053 nucleotides long. Its product is annotated as NADP-dependent oxidoreductase domain-containing protein. The transcript is spliced from 4 exons. NCBI's taxonomy places the organism in Eukaryota, Fungi, Mucoromycota, Mucoromycetes, Mucorales, Mucoraceae. Gene Ontology annotation, molecular function: oxidoreductase activity. The record is from RefSeq and is a predicted model, not a curated record. The coding region runs from base 1 to 1053 and encodes 350 amino acids.
AUGUCUUCUUCUUCUGCUGCUGCUGCUACUACAACUACAAAAACUACUACUACUGAUUUACCAAAAAUGCAAUACGUUCGUCUUGGAAAAACAGGUCUAAGAGUUUCUCGUAUUUGUCUUGGUUGUAUGUCCUAUGGUAGUUCAAAAUGGAGUCCCUGGGUUAAAGAUGAAAAGGAAAGUAUUGAGUACAUCAAGAAGGCUUAUGAAAUUGGUAUCAACUUCUUUGAUACAGCUGAUGUUUACUCUUAUGGUGAAAGUGAAAGAGUUCUUGGUAAGGCUUUGAAGGAAAUUGGUGCAGAUAGAGGUCGUGUUGUGAUUGCUACUAAAGUCUAUAUGCCUGUAUAUGAUAACUUUGAUGAGUUUGACCCUAUCCCAGAGGACAAGGCUCAUAUGGUGAAUUGUUUUGGUCUUUCUCGUAAGCAUAUCUUUGAUGCUGUUGAAGCCUCCUUAAAGCGUCUUGGUGUUGAUUACAUUGACAUUUAUCAAAUACAUCGUCAUGAUCCAAACACUCCUAUGGAAGAGACUAUGGAGGCUUUAAAUGAUCUUGUUCGCUCUGGUAAAGUUAGAUACAUUGGUGCCAGUACCAUGUCUACUUGGCAAUUCCAGAAAUAUAAUAAUAUUGCUGAACGUCAUGGUUGGGCUAAAUUUAUUUCCAUGCAAAACUUAUAUAACUUGAUUUACCGUGAAGAAGAGAGAGAAAUGAUCCCUUAUUGUAUGGAUUCUGGUAUUGCUGGUGGCGAACUUCUUGCUAAGAAGAGAAAUACUGUCCGCAAUGAUACUUACUUUGUUAUCUCCAAGUUUCAUCCUGAAGUGAAAGCAGAUUGUAAUGAAAUUAUUAUUGACCGAGUUACUGAACUUGCAAAGAAGCAUAACGUAUCAAAUGCACAAAUUGCUAUGGCCUGGGAAUUAUCAAAGCCAUUUAUCACUGCACCUAUUCUUGGUGUCAGUAAAAUUGAACAACUUUAUGAUUCCGUUCGUGGAUUAGACUUGAAGUUAACUAAAGAAGAAAUCAAAUACCUUGAAGAGCCCUAUACACCUAAAUAUCCCAUCUAA